Messenger RNA from Heterocephalus glaber (naked mole-rat), 4254 nucleotides. The record is from RefSeq and is a predicted model, not a curated record. NCBI's taxonomy places the organism in Eukaryota, Metazoa, Chordata, Mammalia, Rodentia, Bathyergidae.
AUGCCAGCGAGGGCGGAGGGAGAAGCCCCGGCAGUGGCGGUGGGUGAGGAGAUACAAGCUCCAGCGGGAGCCGCUGGUGGAGACGGCCCUGCCCAAAACACCCGUAACCACCGCGUGGCCUCUCCGGCAGGACCAGCGGAUUCCACCAUCCUCCCAUUGAGGACGAUUGGACCCCCUGAUGAGCAUGGCAAUCAGCCUCUCCAAUAUUGGCCCUUUGCCACUAGUGACCUUUAUAACUGGCAUACCCAGCAUGCCAAGUUUUCUGAUAAUCCCAGAGAUCUAAUCCAAUUGUUAGAAACUGUCUUGUUCACCCAUCAGCCCACCUGGGAUGAUUGUCAACAGCUCCUCCAGAUCCUGUUUACCACAGAGGAGCGAGAAAGAAUCCAAAAUGAAGCCAGGAAAUUGGUUCCUGGUGACAAUGGUCAACCCACCACCAAUGUUGACACCAUCAACACUUCCUUUCCCUUGUCCCGACCCGAAUGGGACUUCAAUACGGCAGAAGGUAAAGAGAGACUCCGGGUUUACUGCCAGACUCUGCUGGGAGGUCUCAAAGUGGCUGCUCGGAAGCCCACCAAUUUGGUCAAAGUAGGAGAUGUUCAGCAGGGCAAAGAUGAAAGUCCAGCAGCCUUUCUAGAGAGGAUCCUAGAGGCCUUCAGCAGAUUUACUCCCAUGGAUCCAGAAGCCGUGGAGGCUAAGGUGGCUGUCAUUAUGCAUUUUGUCAAGCAAGCUGGACCAGAUAUCAGGAGAAAGUUACAAAAAGUAGACAGAUUAGGAGAAAAAAAAAUUCAGGACUUAGUGGCAGUGGCAGAUAGAGUAUAUAACAAUAGAGAGACUGCAGAAGAAAAACAGGCAAAGGCUGGUGAUCGGCAAACUAGGAACCUAGCUCAGAUCCUUCUUGCUACCACUGUGGGAGAGCCAAAGGAAGGUGAACGUCAUCUGAGAAAGAUUGCAACAGAAGGACAAGGUAAGGGGGAAUAUAGAGAUCGCCCCCGAUUGGGAAAGAACCAGUGUGCUUAUUGCAAAGAGGAAGGCCAUUGGGCCAGAGAAUGCCCUAAAAAGCCGGGAAGUCACCCCAAGGCCCCCAUCCUGGUUAUAGAUGAACUGAGUGACUAGGGGAGAUGGGGUUCAGCACCCCUCCACAAGCCCAGGGUAACCCUAAAAGUGGAGGGGAGACCUGUUGAGUUCCUAGUGGAUACAGGAGCUCAACAUUCGGUCCUACUUGAACCUCAUGGCCAUGUUUCUGAUAAAAAUUCCUGGGUUCAAGGAGCCACAGGCAUGAAAAAAUAUUCAUGGACUACCCAAAGAACGGUAGACUUGGGAGUGGGCCAGGUAACCCACUCGUUCAUGAUCAUUCCCGAUUGCCCGUACCCAUUACUCAGGAGAGAUUUGCUCACUAAGUUGGGAGCCCAAAUUCAUUUCCAACCAGGGGGUACAGAAGUCCUUAAUCAAGAAGGCAAACCAAUCCAAGUGUUAACUGUAAGCAUAGAAGAUGAAUAUCGGUUACAUCAAGGGCCAUCUCCACCAAGCCCUGAGAUGGACAAAUGGCUUGCAAUGUUCCCGCAAGCCUGGGCUGAAACUGGGGGCAUGGGGCUGGCUGUACACAGACCACCUAUAUAUAUAGACUUAAAGCCAGGAACAGACCCUGUCCAUGUCUGCCAAUAUCCUAUGUCCCUAGAAGCCCGACAGGGAAUAACCCCACACAUUAGGAGGUUACUAGCACAAGGGAUACUAAGGCCUUGUCAAUUGGCCUGGAAUACCCCCUUGUUACUGGUGCAGAAGCCACACUCAAAUGACUACCGACCAGUACAGGACCUCCAUGAAGUGAAUAAGAGGGCUAUGGACAUUCACCCCACGGUACCUGACCCUUAUACCCUUUUGAGUUCCCUGCCACCGAGUCAUCAAUGGUAUACAGUCCUAGACCUGAAAGAUGCCUUCUUCAGCCUUCUGUUGGUGCCCAAGAGCCAACACAUCUUCACCUUUGAGUGGAGGGAUCCUGAACAAGGCCUCAAUGGACAGCUAACUUGGACUCGACUGCCUCAGGGGUUCAAAAAUUCCCCCACCGUCUUUGACGAGGCUCUACAUGAAGACUUGGGUGAGUUCCACCUUCAAAACCCCCAGCUAACCUUGUUACAAUAUGUAGAUGAUCUUCUCAUAGCAGCUGAAACCCAGGAGGUCUGCCUUGAGGGAACUAAAGGACUCCUGGCCACCAUCGGAAAGUUGAGGUACCAGGCGUCAGCCAAAAAGGCCCAAAUCUGCAAGUCUGAAGUGAGCUACUUGGGUUACAUACUUAAAAAGGGACAGAGAUGGCUGUCUGGCACCAGAAAAGAGACAGUUCUUAAAAUACCUGCGUCCAACUCCCCUCGAAAAGUCAGAGAAUUCUUGGGGUCAGCUGGCUUCUGCCACUUAUGGAUACUGAGGUUCGCAGAACUGGCAAGAUCCCUUUAUGAGGUAACUAAAGACAAUCAGACCUUCCAAUGGACUGAAAAACUACAGAAAUCAUUUGAUCAGAUAAAGACCUCCUUGCUGUCGGCGCCUGCUCUGGGCCUGCCGGAUAUAACCAAGCCCUUUCACCUGUAUGUUGAUGAGAACAAAGGCGUCGCUAAAGUGGUAUUAGUCCAAUACCUAGGGCCAUGGUGCCGCCCAGUGGCGUACCUAUCAAAAAAACUCGAUCCAGUUGCGUCCGGAUGGCCCCCAUGUUUGAGGAUGACCGCGGGAGUGGCCCUGAUGGUCAAAGAUGCUGACAAGUUGACACUGGGCCAAGAACUGUACGUGACCACCCCCCACGCUAUUGAGGGAGUCCUAAAACAGCCUCCGGAUCGAUAGCUCAGUAACGCCCGCCUGACCCACUACCAGAGUUUAGUCCUAAACCCAGCCCAAGUUGUUUUUCAGACCCCGGCUGCCUUGAAUCCAGCUACACUGUUGCCAGACCCGGACUUAGAAACUCCACUCCACGACUGUGCUGACAUCCUGGCUCAGGUACAUGGGACUUGAGCUGAUCUGAGAGACCAGCCAUGGCCAGAUGCUGAAAAUACCUGGUAUACUGAUGGGAACAGCUUUGUUCAGGAUGGCUGCAGGUACACCGGGGCAGCUGUGGUGACAGAGACUGAGGUCAUUUGGGCGGAACCAUUGCCCACCGGGACCUCGGCACAAUGGGCGGAGCUCAUAGCUCUGACCAAAGCAUUGACUCUGGGGCAGGGCCAAAAGCUAAACAUAUAUACAGACAGCCGGUAUGCCUUUGCCACCGCGCACAUCCAUGGGGCCAUCUACAGGGAGAGAGGACUAUCGACGGCAGAGGGAAGGACUAUCAAAAAAGAAGAGAUCCUUGCCCUUUUGACGGCCCUCUGGCUACCAAAGAAAUUGGCCAUUAUUCAUUGCCCAGGGCACCAAAAAGGCGACACUCCAGUUGCUAGAGGAAAUAACCUAGCUGAUCAGACAGCCCGAAAGGUAGCCCUAGAGGCUGAUUUAACCCUAACCAAUCAGCUGCCUGAUCCAGGAAGUGCUGCCUUGCCAGAAAAACUCCAGUAUACUGAAGAAGACUUAAGGUGGAUGAAACAAUUACCUAUGCCCCAGUGCCUCAAUGGGUGGUGGAAAUCCUCUGAUUGUAAAGUCAUCCUGCCUGAAGCACUAGGAGAACAAGUUCUCUCCAAAAUGCACUGGGCCACCCACAUGGGCACUCGAAAAAUGCAAGACCUCCUGAGACAUGCUGAAAUAAAGAUUCGAGAUGCUAACUCCAAAAUUGAGCAUAUCGUUGCCACCUGCAAAGCCUAUCAAUUGACAAAUGCUACCCACAAUAAAGCCAACCCAGGCAAUAGGCUGAGAGGAAACCGACCUGGAGCAUACUGGGAAUUGGACUUUACUGAGGUAAAACCUGGGAGAUAUGGUUACAAGUAUCUGCUAGUUUUUGUAGAUACUUUUUCAGGAUGGACAGAGGCCUUCCCCAUCAAACAUGAGAUGGCACAAGUUGUGGCUAAGAAGUUACUAGAAGACAUCUUGCCAAGGGUACACAAUUCUCCCUAUAAGAUGGGACUGACUCCCUUUGAAAUCAUGUUUGGUGUACCCCCUCCCAUUAUCCCUAAUCCUCAGUCCAAAGUGCUCACUGAGCUCGAUGAUCAAAAACUGUUAUUUUCCUUAAAAAGCCUCCAGCAUGUUCACGAGGACAUCUGGCCUAAAUUAAAGGCCCUGUAUGAGUCCGGACCACCUCCCGAGCCCCAUCGCUAUCAACCAGGAGACUGGGUCUUUGUCCGGAGACAUUGA